Molecule: messenger RNA, 931 nt
Organism: Periconia digitata
Lineage: Eukaryota; Fungi; Ascomycota; Dothideomycetes; Pleosporales; Periconiaceae
Source: the annotation of a GenBank genome assembly
ACUCUUGAGCUUCCGCUCCAACCCGUCUACCCACAUGGCCACCCUACGCAGCCCGAUCUGGCGCGCCAUAGAAGCGAUCUAUGGGACUUGGGCUCCUAACCCUCCCCCACGCGUUCGAGAUGCGAGCAAGCCCAUGCAGGUCAUCUGCGUGGGGCUCCCGAGAUCCGGCACCGAGUCGUUGCAGAUAGCACUGCUGCAACUCGGGUACGACUACACAUACCAUGGCUGGGACAUGCUGAAUGAGACGCCGCAUCGCAUGAACUCGUGGGUGGCACUAGCGAGACGGAAAUAUUUCAAUCGCACUGGGCGGGCCAUUUCGACUGCGGAUUUCGAUGCCGUGCUGGGUCAUGCAGUAGCCGUCACGGAUGCGGCGGCGAAUUGCUUUGCCGAGGAAUUGAUAGAAGCAUAUCCAGAUGCGAAAGUCGUUCUGAACUCGAGACGGAACCUGGAAGCCUGGCACUCUUCUGUUCUGACGAACAUUGUGGGGGUCAACGAGGACUGGUUCAAAUGGCUAUUGUGUUGGUUCAACGCAGACUUGUGGUGGAUGUGGCACGUUCACCAACGCGUUCUAUGGCCUUGUCUUUUCCGCUGCCCGUCGUACUGGUCGCUACGUAGCGGAGUGGAGCCGUACGCGAAGAGUAUACAUGAACAGCACAGCGCCAUGAUCCGGAAGCUAGUCCCCAGAGACCGGUUGCUCGAAUGGCAUCUUGAAGAUGGCUGGGCUCCGUUAUGUGAGUUUCUAGAGAAAGACGUUCCAGAUACCCCAUUUCCUCGGGCGAACGACAAGACGGGGUUUCAAAAGAGGGUCGAGGCGGACCUCGACGCGCUGGGCUUGAAGGCCAUGGUGAACAUGGCAGCGACCCUGGUCGUGGUCAUUGGAGUUGCUUAUUGGUGUUGGUAGAUCCAGUGCUUCUCUUUCAGUCUCUUGUAU